Messenger RNA from Closterium sp. NIES-65, 474 nucleotides. NCBI's taxonomy places the organism in Eukaryota, Viridiplantae, Streptophyta, Zygnematophyceae, Desmidiales, Closteriaceae. The record is from the annotation of a GenBank genome assembly.
AUGUACAUCACGCUCUACUUCAUAGUCAACCGCCUCCCUGACUCUCUUACCCCAGUCAGUGACCUCCUUCUCGGCCUUGACCCCACCGACCUAACUGUUGACCUGCUCGAGAAGCACCUCCUAGCAACUAAGACUAGCAUAGUCGCUGUAGCUGUUGACUACCUUCGAGCUGAGGAGGUAGGAGCUGCGUCUGCCCCUGGUGGGAGGCGCCGCAGCGGCAGGGGCAGGGGAGGCAGGAGCAGUGGGGGUGGUAGAGGUGGAGGCGGUGGUGGGGGCGGUGGAGGAGGUGGAGGGGGCGGCGGUGGAGGAGGUAUUGGUGGUGGGGGUGGAGGGGCAGGUGGCGGCGGUGGUGGCGGCACUGGGAGUGGUGGAGGUGGCGGUGGUGGCGGCAGUGUGGGUGGAGGCGGCGGCAGUGGUAGCGGCCGGGGUGGUACCAGCCAGAGGGAAGGCCUUGGAGGUGGCCAGAGGCAGUAG